ACUUAUGGUUAUAAGAGUGGCACAUCGAUGGCGACCCCCACAGUUGCCGGUGUCGCCGCCUUACUCGCUACACUUGGUCUAGUGGGUGAGGACAUCACCAAUGCUAUUGUUGCAUCUAGGAAAAUUGGUGUACCCAAUCAGUUCAAUCUACCCGACAUCGGGGAACUAGACGCACUCAAUGCAACCCAUAUUGCCGUUGAUUCCAUCCGUCGGAUGGCAUCCGAGGCUACUGAAGCCCCUUGAGAGUUUUAGAUUUGGGUCGUCGUUGAGUCAGGUACCCUCGUUCAAUCUCCUUAACUGUUCAAAGUAAUGACUAUCGAAAGAUGAGAAUGAUAUCAUGAGUGUCAUUAAGUCUGCU
Molecule: messenger RNA, 358 nt
Organism: Perkinsus marinus ATCC 50983
Lineage: Eukaryota; Perkinsozoa; Perkinsida; Perkinsidae
Exons: 1
Coding region: 28-243 (71 amino acids)
Source: RefSeq, a predicted model, not a curated record